Molecule: messenger RNA, 687 nt
Organism: Ostrea edulis (European flat oyster)
Lineage: Eukaryota; Metazoa; Mollusca; Bivalvia; Ostreida; Ostreidae
Product: hemagglutinin/amebocyte aggregation factor-like
Exons: 6
Coding region: 86-661 (191 amino acids)
Source: RefSeq, a predicted model, not a curated record
AUUAGAAUAGAUUUUACGUCAUGUUAAAGCAAGACACGCGGCUGCAAUAUCCUUAUCUUUACUGCGUGUCGUUCGGAAGCGCAGAAUGUGGACAGCCGUAGUUUUCAUCCACCUGUUCCUGGGAGUGGACUCCUGGGUCAAUGACUACGACAAACCUUUCACCUUUACCUGUCCCCAGCAUCAGUCCAUCCACAGGGUCGUCAGUCACCAUGAAAACAGGCCUGAGGAUCGAGUGUUUGACUUCCAAUGCAGUCCAUAUGCUGCGAACUCUGAGAGCUGUUUCUGGUCAGGGUAUGUAAACAAUUUUGAUAAACCAGUAGCCUUCCAAUGCCCUAAUGGUGGUAUUCUAGAUGGUGUUAGUAGUUUCCAUGACAACGGCGCUGAGGACAGACGUUUUCGUUUCUACUGUUGCGAAAAACCAGGAAUGUGCCUCUACAACUGUUUCUACAGCGGCUGGGUCAAUAGUUAUGAUGGGGACUUGGAUUACACAGUACCGGCUAACCAUGUAAUGCGGGGAUGGGUUAGCGUCCAUGACAACGGUCCAGAAGACAGAAUAUUUGAUUUUGAAGUCUGUUUAAUGCAGAGCUGCACAGAUGCCGGGCCGGGCGGAGAUCUUAUUGGAAAACGAUUUGUGAAUAAUACCAGUGAUUCCAAACAUUGACGUAAUAAAUAAAUUUAGAAACAUUA